AUGGCAUUAAGAUUUCCAAGGUUUAGCCAAGGCUUAGCUCAGGACCCCACUACUCGUCGUAUUUGGUUUGGUAUUGCUACCGCACAUGACUUCGAGAGUCAUGAUGAUAUUACUGAAGAACGUCUUUAUCAGAAUAUUUUUGCUUCUCACUUUGGGCAAUUAGCAAUCAUUUUUCUGUGGACUUCCGGAAAUCUGUUUCAUGUAGCUUGGCAAGGAAAUUUUGAGUCAUGGGUACAGGACCCUUUACACGUAAGACCUAUUGCUCAUGCAAUUUGGGAUCCUCAUUUUGGUCAACCUGCUGUAGAAGCUUUUACUCGGGGAGGUGCUCUUGGCCCAGUGAAUAUCGCUUAUUCUGGUGUUUAUCAGUGGUGGUAUACAAUAGGUUUACGCACUAAUGAAGAUCUUUAUACUGGAGCUCUUUUUCUAUUAUUUCUUUCUGUUAUAUCUUUACUAGGGGGUUGGUUACACCUACAACCAAAAUGGAAACCGAGCGUUUCGUGGUUCAAAAAUGCCGAAUCCCGUCUCAACCAUCACUUGUCAGGACUCUUUGGAGUAAGUUCCUUGGCUUGGACAGGACAUUUAGUUCAUGUCGCUAUUCCCGGAUCCAGAGGAGAGUACGUUCGAUGGAAUAAUUUCUUAGACGUAUUACCACAUCCUCAAGGAUUAGGUCCCCUUUUUACAGGUCAGUGGAAUCUUUAUGCUCAAAACCCCGAUUCAAGCAGUCAUUUAUUUGGUACCUCCCAAGGGGCGGGAACUGCCAUCCUAACCCUUCUUGGGGGAUUUCAUCCACAAACGCAAAGUUUAUGGCUAACUGAUAUGGCUCAUCAUCAUUUAGCUAUUGCAUUUGUUUUUCUUGUUGCGGGUCAUAUGUAUAGAACGAACUUUGGGAUUGGGCACAGUAUGAAAGAUCUUUUAGAAGCGCAUAUUCCCCCAGGGGGACGAUUGGGACGCGGACAUAAAGGUCUUUAUGACACAAUCAACAAUUCGCUUCAUUUUCAAUUAGGACUUGCCCUAGCGUCUUUAGGUGUUAUAACUUCCUUGGUAGCCCAACACAUGUACUCUUUACCUGCUUAUGCGUUCAUAGCCCAAGAUUUUACGACUCAAGCUGCGUUAUAUACACAUCACCAAUACAUCGCAGGAUUCAUUAUGACAGGAGCUUUUGCUCAUGGAGCUAUAUUUUUCAUUCGAGAUUACAAUCCGGAACAGAAUGAAGAUAAUGUAUUGGCAAGAAUGUUAGACCAUAAAGAAGCUAUUAUAUCCCAUUUAAGUUGGGCCAGUCUCUUUUUAGGGUUCCAUACCUUGGGUCUUUAUGUUCAUAAUGAUGUCAUGCUUGCUUUUGGUACUCCAGAAAAACAAAUUUUGAUCGAACCCAUAUUUGCUCAAUGGAUACAAUCUGCUCAUGGGAAAACUUCAUAUGGGUUUGAUGUACUUUUAUCCUCAACAAGUGGACCGGCAUUCAAUGCGGGUCGAAGUAUAUGGUUGCCUGGCUGGUUAAAUGCUGUUAAUGAGAAUAGUAAUUCCCUAUUCUUAACAAUAGGGCCUGGAGACUUUUUGGUUCAUCAUGCUAUUGCUCUAGGUUUACAUACAACUACAUUGAUCUUAGUAAAAGGUGCUUUAGAUGCACGCGGUUCAAAGUUAAUGCCAGAUAAAAAGGAUUUCGGUUAUAGUUUUCCUUGCGAUGGUCCAGGACGAGGCGGUACUUGUGAUAUUUCGGCUUGGGACGCAUUUUAUUUGGCGGUUUUCUGGAUGUUAAAUACCAUUGGGUGGGUUACCUUUUAUUGGCAUUGGAAACACAUCACAUUAUGGCAGGGUAAUGUUUCACAAUUUAAUGAAUCUUCCACUUAUUUGAUGGGAUGGUUAAGAGAUUAUCUAUGGUUAAACUCUUCACAACUUAUCAAUGGAUAUAAUCCAUUUGGUAUGAAUAGUUUAUCGGUUUGGGCCUGGAUGUUCUUAUUUGGACAUCUUGUUUGGGCUACGGGAUUUAUGUUCUUAAUUUCGUGGCGUGGAUAUUGGCAGGAGUUGAUUGAAACUUUAGCAUGGGCUCAUGAACGCACACCUUUGGCCAAUUUGAUUCGAUGGAGAGAUAAACCGGUAGCUCUUUCCAUUGUACAAGCAAGAUUAGUUGGAUUAGCCCACUUCUCCGUAGGUUAUAUAUUCACAUAUGCGGCUUUCUUGAUUGCCUCUACAUCGGGCAAAUUCGGUUAA
Spinacia oleracea (spinach) is the source of this 2205-nucleotide messenger RNA. The record is from the annotation of a RefSeq genome assembly. NCBI's taxonomy places the organism in Eukaryota, Viridiplantae, Streptophyta, Magnoliopsida, Caryophyllales, Amaranthaceae.